AACUCACACUCACGCGUGUACACACUUUUACGCCUGUACUCACGGCCUCUUGCCAACACACAGACACCCACUGGUUAUCAUUUGAAGUCACUCUACUGACAAUGCUGACAGUCCCUUGGUUUGUGACGUCCACCAUCCAAGACCUAUUCCGAUGGUCACCGCGACACCGACUCCAGAAUGAGGGCGCAAGUCCAGGGCCGGUCGAAGAGAAACCGGUGGAAGCAAAAAAUAUCUCAGCCGUGAGUGUCGCCGCCCCGCCCGCGCCUGCAAGUAACGUAGCGCCAGUGGCUGAGAAAGCGGUAUUAACUCCGACCAAGGCAACGCCUAAUUUCACAGCGGUAAAAAGUAAGACAGAGCCUCCCAAACCAGCAAAGAAAGAAACAGUCAGCCAGUCAGUCACACAGCCAGAGGUAAACUCAGGUACCAAGACAAGUUAUAAAACUUUAGUCCUAGCACCUUCAGCUUCAGGAGGUAAAAUGAGUUUUGAAUGGGCCAAAGAACAAGUGGAAAAGUUCAAAUUUGACUUUGAUGAUGCAGACAAAGACAAAAGUGGGUCACUGUCCUUCAGUGAAGUCUAUCAGGUCCUUAAAAAAGUUGGAUUUAAUGGAUCGGAGCAAGAAGCACAAGUGAUAUUCGGACAUUUAGACCGUGACAGUGAUAAGAAAGUUACACGAGAAGAAUUUGAAGCAUCACUCAAAAAUUUACCAAGGCUUACAAUCAAAGAAUUUUGUCUUCGCAAAGCAUUUCUUCAGCUUGAUAAAGAUAAAAGCGGGUAUCUAACCAGAGAGGAAAUAGAAGAUGCUACCAAAAAGUCAGCAGGUUUGGACAUUGCAGCUGAGAAAAUUGCAGAUCUGUUGAUCUAUCUUUGUAAAGAAGACAAAGAUCAGAAGGUCAGUUACGAAGAGUUCCUUCGAGUGUUCGGCGUGCACCAAGAGGCUACCGUCAUGAGACAGGUCUUCAGUAAGCUGGACGCUGACAAAAGCGGCUUCUUGACCAAGGACGAAAUCCUGGCUGCUGUCAAGUCCGAGUUCGAAUUGAAGUUGAAGGCAUCAAAGAUCUCCGACUUGCUCUGCUACUGGUGUAAAGACGAAGAUAAGAAGAUCAGCUACGAGGAGUUUGUCACCGUCUGGACCAAACAAGAAGCACAAAAGUAACGCCCACCUCAGUCUUUCCAUUUACUUACAAACUAUUGGAUUAUUUUAUUUAAAAUAUACACUUUAUUUCUAGUAUUUUUCUUUUGUAUGUAAUAUUCAUACACAAAUAAAAUCUGAACAUGCUUUCUUAUAAA
This is a messenger RNA of Biomphalaria glabrata, 1288 nucleotides long. RefSeq lists its product as uncharacterized. The coding region runs from base 102 to 1154 and encodes 350 amino acids. Gene Ontology annotation, molecular function: calcium ion binding. The record is from RefSeq and is a predicted model, not a curated record. The transcript has 6 exons. NCBI's taxonomy places the organism in Eukaryota, Metazoa, Mollusca, Gastropoda, Planorbidae.